AUGGAGCACGACAAGCACGACAGGAUCACGAUUGUCGACGAGGGCGUCCCUCGUGAGGAAAUGCGGUCUCUGUCCCGUCGCAACUCAUCUCUUUCUAUUGGCAGCGCCCCGGGGAGAGUUGUCGCUCCGGAGAAUUUGCUGCCUAUUACAUACCGCACGCUUUCAUUCAAAGUCGACGACACGUCUGGGAAAGACGCCAAGGACUCUAAUAAACAGGAACAAGAACAAAUAAAAGGGUUGGCGGAACUCGACUACCACCUCCUCUCCGUCGACGAGCUGCAUAAACGAUUCACAACCUCCCCCCAAGGCCUGCAAAACGAACAGCUCAACCGACUCGUCGCCAAAUACGGCAAAAACCAGCCCUCGCCGCCCCCGUCAAGAUGGUUCCGGACCUUGAUGGGCUACAUGUUCGGCGGCUUCGGCAGCAUCCUUCUCGGCGGCGGCAUACUGGUCUUCAUCGCGUGGAAACCGCUUGGACACCCUCCAGCACAGGCAAACCUGGCCUUGGCUAUUGUCCUCGUCGCGGUCUGGGUCCUCCAGGCUGCGUUCAACGGCUGGCAGGAUUGGUCGUCGUCGCAGGUAAUGGCGUCGAUUACGACCAUGCUGCCGGGCCAGUGUGUUGCCGUUCGGAAUGGGAACCCGACGGAUCUGAGUGCGGUUGAUCUGGUGCCUGGGGAUCUGAUCCAGAUUAAGCAGGGGAAUAAAUUGCCGGCGGAUGUGCGCCUGAUUCAGGCUUCUGCUGAUGUUAAAUUUGAUCGGUCUAUCUUGACUGGCGAGUCGGAGCCUGUUCCUGGGUCUGUGGACUCAACAAACAAAAACUUCCUUGAAACGAAUAACAUCGGUCUGCAGGGUACAUACUGUGUAUCAGGAGCUGCAUUGGGCAUCGUCGUCGGAACAGGAGACCAGACGGUGUUUGGCCGAAUCGCCAGCCUAUCCCACGGACGCCGAACAGAGCUUACGCCCAUGCAGAAGGAGAUCCUGCGAUUCGUCUUGAUAAUUGCCUCCUUUAUCAUCACAUUCGUGGUCAUCAUUAUUAUCAUCUGGGCUGGGUACCUACGCAGAGACCAUCCCGACUUCAUCGACGUCCCAACCCUCAUUGUCAGCUGUGUGAGUGUUGGUAUAGCUUUUAUACCGGAGGGCCUCCCAAUCGCCAUUUCCAUGGGCCUUACUAUUGCCGCUGGGAUUAUGAAAAAGAAUAAGAUCCUCUGCAAGUCUCUUGCGACAGUGGAAACCCUCGGCGCUGUCUCGGUGAUCUGCUCAGACAAGACAGGAACCCUGACCAAGAACGAAAUGUUCGUCACAGACUGCUUCUCCGGAAACGAGGAGUACACCUCCGACGAAGCCAAAGAGCGCAUGGCCCAAGGAAUCCCCAACAAAUCCAUAAGUCUGGUCCGCUCCGUCGGAGGGCUCUGCAACGCGGCUGAAUUCGAUGCAAGCACUCUGGACCGUCCUCUGCACGCCGUAAAGGUCUUCGGAGACCCUACUGACCAGGCUAUCCUGCGGCUUUCGCAGUCGCUUGGACCGGUUAAUAACCUGCGUUCGCGGUGGAAGAAGACGUUUGAGAUUCCGUUCAACAGCAAGAAUAAGUUCAUGGUUAGGGUUAUGAAGUCGGUGGACCAGGACAGCGCGUACCUCUUCAUCAAAGGUGCUCCGGAUAUGCUUCUUUCGAAAUGCGCAUACGCGAUUAACAGAAAUGGCGAGGCGGAGGUCCUAUCCCAGAGCGACCGCAGCAAGAUCGAAGCUGUUAAAGACCACUGGUCGGCAAAGGGGAAGCGUGUUAUUCUCAUGGCCCAGAAGCUGCUUUCGAGUGACGCGGCGAAUGCAGCUUGCGAUGAGAAGGCGGUUCUUGAGUCGGCUGUGGACGGUCUUACCCUUGUAGGGUUGGUUGGACUUAUUGAUCCUCCGAGAGACGAGAUCCCGUCUGUGGUUAACACGCUCCGCGGGGCUUCUAUUCGGAUUAUGAUGGUUACCGGAGACUACAAGCUCACUGCUCAAGCAAUUGCAAUCGCGUGCGGCAUUAUCAGAACGCAUCCUGAUCUGGUCGACGAUAUCAAGUCUUUGGACCACUACGAUGAAACAGCCAUCAAGCAGCCCGGUGCAACAACCGCCAUUGUCAUCAGUGGCCCCGAGCUGGCUGAUCUCUCUGACAACGACUGGGAUAGAAUCUGUGGUUAUGACGAAAUCGUCUUUGCGCGAACGACGCCCGAGCAGAAGCUUCGCAUUGUCAAGGAGUUCCAGGCUAGGGAUAAUAUCGUCGCCAUGACAGGUGACGGCGUCAAUGAUGCCCCGUCUCUGAAGGCAGCAGAUGUUGGUGUUGCUCUGGGCAGUGGGUCUGAUGUGGCGAUUGAGGCUGCUGAUAUUGUCCUUCUUGAUUCGUUCUCUGCCAUCGUUGAGGCUGUCAAGUAUGGGAGACUCGUUUACGAUAACCUGAAGAAGACUGUCAUCUACCUCCUUCCUGCUGGCAGCUUCAGUGAACUAUGGCCGGUCAUAACGAACGUGGUAUUGGGCGUCCCGCAAAUCCUGUCUUCGUUCCUCAUGAUCAUCAUCUGUUGUCUAACCGACUGCGCCGGCGCAAUAACCCUCGCUUUCGAAAAGCCAGAAUCUGAUCUGCUUCUCCGACCCCCCCGAAACCCCAAGAAGGACCGUCUCGUCGACGCAAAGCUCCUCGGCCACGCAUACUUCUUCAUCGGAUUAUACGAGUGCUUCAUGUCCUACGCCAUGGCAUUCUGGUACAUGCAGAGAAAAGGAAUCCCAUUCAGCGCCAUGGUCCUCCGGUACGGCUCCAUGGAUCCGCAAUACGACCCAGACUACGUGACCCAAGUCGCGAAUGAGGCGUCCUCGAUCUACUUUGUCAAUCUGGUGUUUAUGCAAUUCUUCAAUUUGCUCGCCGUUAGGACCCGCCGGUUGAGUAUCUUCCAGCAGCCGCCGAUUCUGAAAAGGGAGACGCAGAAUCUGCUGCUUUUUCCCGCGAUGGGGUUUGCGUUGUGUGUGGUUUUUAUAUUCCUGUAUAUCCCGGCCUUGCAUGACUCGAUUGAUACGACCACGGUGCCUGUGGAGCAUUUCUUCCUCCCGAUUGCAUUUGGACUUGGGCUUUUAUUCCUCGAUGAAGUUCGUAAGUAUUCAGUGCGGCGCUGGCCGAAGGGUGUUCUGGCGAAGAUUGCCUGGUGA
Messenger RNA from Aspergillus puulaauensis, 3168 nucleotides. RefSeq names its product cation-translocating P-type ATPase. NCBI's taxonomy places the organism in Eukaryota, Fungi, Ascomycota, Eurotiomycetes, Eurotiales, Aspergillaceae. Gene Ontology annotation, molecular function: ATP hydrolysis activity; ATP binding; P-type sodium:potassium-exchanging transporter activity. The coding region runs from base 1 to 3168 and encodes 1055 amino acids. The record is from RefSeq and is a predicted model, not a curated record. Gene Ontology annotation, biological process: intracellular potassium ion homeostasis; potassium ion import across plasma membrane; sodium ion export across plasma membrane. The transcript is spliced from 14 exons. Gene Ontology annotation, cellular component: membrane.